This is a messenger RNA of Paraphaeosphaeria sporulosa, 1053 nucleotides long. RefSeq lists its product as uncharacterized. NCBI's taxonomy places the organism in Eukaryota, Fungi, Ascomycota, Dothideomycetes, Pleosporales, Didymosphaeriaceae. The transcript has a single exon. Bases 148 to 693 code for a protein of 181 amino acids. The record is from RefSeq and is a predicted model, not a curated record.
CGUAGUGACUGUCGAUUGCUGCACUAUACAAUGGCGUCCAACCUUCACCACAGGAGUGGACACAUCUGCACCCAGCUGUAUCAUCAGCUCUACCAUCUCAAGAUGACCUUCCCGAGCAGCUGCUUGUUGUAGAUUCCGAUCUCGAGUAUGGGCAUUUCUGACGCUAUAUUAUUCCUUGCAAUGUGCUCGCACGAUAUCGAACCGACCUUGCAUGAUGGCUUGAUUAAGGGGGGUGGCUCCAGCAUUCGUUGCUGCAAAAUGCUUGAUCCGUGCUUAAGCGGCACCCGACUACUUCCAAGUGUUCGCUCUUCACCGCUCUCAUCAGCGAAGUAUAACGCUCAUUAUCCGCAAGGCCGACGAACAAUCUCUGCGCAACAGCUGGUGGGUCCACUAGUCCGUCGUCAGUCAUUAUCACAUAAGGCUCAUUUCGAUGCACGUUGUCGUGAUCCUUCCGUUGUCCUUGCAAGACUUUGGCUUCGUGCGCUUAGUUUUUUGCGAUUAAUUUCUUGGUGUUGUCGUCGUUGCAGCAAUGACCUGCACCACAACCGUAAGCUUGCUCCAUCAACUUUGGAAGCGCCUCUUGAUCGCGUCCGCGCCGGAGUCCCCAAGGGUCAAAUACAUCUGCGAACUGGUGUUGACCUGGAGACCAUAUCCCGACAUGAACAUGAUAAGGAAACUUUUCCAGCUGGUUGAGAGUCUGCGCUGUGCUUACAGUCGUUGUUUCCUGUUCUGAGUACCUAUUUUAUAGGUUGAAGGACUGAAUAUUGCAUAUCAGUGAGAAUGCUCAGACAUUAAAUUAGCUCAUGCCUUUUCCAGAGAGUUCUCAACUGCCCUACACACAGCGCGAUCUUGAAUUCAUCUGUUCGGUUUAGGAAGAGAGCCAAAGCGGUCAUGGUAAUGGACGAGCCGUUGUGCGAGAGCGUGCAAGUCAUGAAAAGCGCGAAUGUGCCAUUACCGGUAGUGAUAAUUCUGGUUUUCGCUAGCAUGAUUGGCUAAUUUGGUUCAGGCUAGCCAUCCGUGAAUCUCACAGUUGCCGUCACGUACACCUGCAGG